Messenger RNA from Agrilus planipennis (emerald ash borer), 2009 nucleotides. Its product is annotated as ankyrin repeat domain-containing protein 29. The record is from RefSeq and is a predicted model, not a curated record. The transcript has 8 exons. Bases 280 to 1191 code for a protein of 303 amino acids. NCBI's taxonomy places the organism in Eukaryota, Metazoa, Arthropoda, Insecta, Coleoptera, Buprestidae. Gene Ontology annotation, molecular function: protein binding.
UGGUCAAUAUUUUAAUAGGAAUGGUGCAGCAAAGACGUGGAAACCUGCGAACUGAAAGUGACGAGAACGAAAAAGUAACUCGAGUACACAACCUUCCUUAGAGCCGGUAUUUUAGUGCUUAGGUUGCGUAAUUUAUAGGUGAAACUUGUGUGACAAAUAACAAUUUAGUCCUUGCCCUUCUGUCUUACGUUAGAUAAGAUCGAUUUUGCAUUAUGCAAAGGUAAACAGUGACCGCACUUUCUGGUUCUACCGGCGAUCUCAAUAAAUUAUUAAAAAAGGAUGUCGCUUAAGAAAGAAUCGCUUUCUGACGUCCAGUUACACCUGGCAGCCAUGCGUGGCAAUUUAGACUUGUUGAAACGGAUCCUCGACAGUGGAAAAGUUCAUGUUGAUUGCAGGGACAAGGAAGGCACCACUCCACUUAUCCUUGCUGCUGCCAAUGGACAUUACGAUUGUGUCAAGGAAUUGCUUGAACAGGGUGCUGAUGCUUCACAGAGAAGGGUGACUGGAACAACAGCCUUAUUUUUUGCUGCUCAAAGUGGAUUUCUCGAUUUGGUUCAACUUUUGUUAGACAACAAAGCCCCAGUUGACUCCAUCAGCGUGGAUGGGGGAAGUCCACUAUUUGUGGCAUGCCAGUGUGGUCAUAUGGAUGUGGUGAAGCUUUUGGUGGAAAAAGGGGCUAAUGUGAAUGCCCAUAUGAAGGACAGGGCAACCCCGUUGUUCAUAGCCGCUCAAAACGGACAUUACAAAAUCUUGCUGUACCUUUUGAGUCAUGGGGCAGAGCCUGAUCCGAGACGGACAGACGGAGCUACGGCCCUAUGGAUAGCUGCCCAGAUGGGCCACGAUCACAUCGUGGCUCAACUACUUAAAGUGGGGGCCAGGGUUGACGCGGCAAGACACGAUGGAGCAACGGCCCUUUUUAAGGCUUCCCAUAAGGGCCAUUCGGCAGUUGUGGGGGAACUGUUGAAAUACAAACCGUCCCUUGGAAUAUUACCGAAUGGGGAAAGUGCGUUACAUGCGGCUGCCCUUUUUGGACACCUGACAAUCUGCAAACAACUGGUAGCCGCGGGGGCGGAUCCUCUUCUGAAAAAUCAGGACGGAGUCACCCCUUUAAAACUGGCUAUCAACAACAAACACCACUCAGUCAGUACCUACUUGAACAAUUGUUCUAAUAGAAAUACAACGCAAAAAUGACAUAGGAUUCAACAAAUGAAUUCGUUUAUAUAUUUCAAAUAAACGAGAGGACAGACAAAAUAAUUGUUAAACGGCUGAAGUGUUAAUGUACGGGUAGUGCCUUUUUGAUAUCAUAUUAUGUUAAUGUUGUUUAACGUGGGAACGUUAAAAAAAAUAAUUGAAAAAUACUUAUAGUCCAAAAUCAGUUUGCUUAAUUUUUGAUGAUAUUUUUCGGUUUUCUCACAAAGCAAAUAAUGAAUCAUUAAUCUUUGUUCUGCUUGUUGCAUUCGAUAGGGGUUUUCAUUAUCUACUACUUUCUCGUUUAACUUUUUAAUGAUUAUAAUCAUUAGAUUUUAUAAGCGUUAUAUCGAGCAGUCGAAUAGAGAAAACGAAACGAACUAAUUAGUGGUUUUAUAGAUAAUUAAUAUGCCCUAUAAAAUAGCACACUUUAAAACGAUUUCGAAAAUUACAAAUGUAAACGUACGCCCUGUACAUUUUAUACACACAAAACCGAUAUCUUUAACAAUGGUACACAUCCCAUAACUCCAAUACCAACGUCCUAGUGUGCCUUGAAGUGAUAGCAUGUACGUCUAAAAAUGGAUAAGGCUGAGGUGAAUGUUAAGAAAUUAUUAAUUCCAUAUAAAAUUGGCGCAAAAUGUAUUCAUAUUAUUUAUACUCUUCCUUCCCUUAUUAUUUGUAUAUACACAUAGUAUUAUUUCUAAUAGUGAUACAAUAUUAAUACUCAUGUACAGCUACUUGUAGCACUUGGUGAAUGAUCUGUUUUAUUGUUAAUUUUGUAAAUAAUGUUUUUUUGUUAAAAUAUAAAAUUUAUUACGUAA